Paralichthys olivaceus (Japanese flounder) is the source of this 1249-nucleotide messenger RNA. RefSeq names its product chromosome 3 C8orf82 homolog (gene c3h8orf82). Lineage: Eukaryota; Metazoa; Chordata; Actinopteri; Pleuronectiformes; Paralichthyidae. The record is from RefSeq and is a predicted model, not a curated record.
GGUGCUGUGACAGUGAAACACUUCCGGUUUGAAUCAGCUGUUAAACAACAACACGAAGGAGUCACGUGUUCGAUUCUCUUCGUUCAGGUAACAUCAUGUUUGUCCUCCGGACCGCGGCGCUCAGCGGCAGAGCUGUGACCGCCCUGAGGAGCCUGUCCGCCGGCUACACGACCUCCAGUGUUCCCGCUGAGUUCAUCCAGGGCCAGAGCCCGGAACCACGGAUCCGAGAGUACUUCUACUACAUAGACCACCACGGACAGCUUUUCCUCGAUGACACUAAAGUGAAAAACUUUGUCACCUGCUUCAAAGAUAAACAGUUCCUGGUCUUCUUCUUCAGUCGCCUGCGUUCCAACCAGAGCGGGCGAUACGAGGAGGACUUCCCCUUCCUGUCCCUGUGCGGGAGGGAGAGGAACUUCCUGCGCUGCGAUGACCGACCUGUGGUCUUCACCCACCUGAUGCAGACUCCCGCAGGGCCCCAGGGGAUGAUGGGAGACCAGGAGCUGCUGUCGUACUGCGGCGGAGCGGAGAAGCUGGCCGUCCCCUUCCGCCCUGAGGCUCUGUACAUGCACCCCAUCAGCGGACGAGUGUAUCACCCCUGCUCUGAGCGCUCGGGCGCCGUUGGCCUGGUGAGGUCGGCUCUGGCCAUCGAGCUCAGCCCGUUCUUUGUGUAUCCCUCAGAGCAGAACCAAUCAGAACAGCCCACACACUUCCUGUGGGGAGGACGGAAACACACGCUGACCAAUGAGCUGGCAGGAGGCUACCCCUCGGCAGAGGAGGGCAGCGGGCAGCAGGGAGACCUGGGAUAAAUGGAUAACAAGUACUUUAAGAAACAUUCUCCUGUUCAUCCACAUACAUCAGGACCACAGUGUCCCACAUGGUCACGGUGAGGUUGUUACUGAGCGAAGCUUCGACUGACGUGUCCUGAGAAGAGGAAUGUCGUUCACUGACGACUCAGAGAAUAUGAAGCAGAUUUCAUCGGUUAAAUCAGUGAUAAGAAACAUUUUGAACUAGAUUUUUCAUCAUCAUCCAUCAAUAUCUCCUGGAAAAUGGUGAAAAACAUCCUCCUCGUCUCACAAUGCUAAAGAAAGUGAAACAAAACCUUGAUACACACGCGAACCACAAACUUCCAGGAAAUGUUGUGUUGUUUUCAUGUGAUCUUGCUUAAAAACAAAUAGAAAAGUAGGAGAACUUGAUGAAGGUAAAUAUAAAACUGAAGAUAAAUCUUACGUUGAAUAAAUAAGAAACUGAG